Messenger RNA from Alternaria triticimaculans, 3522 nucleotides. RefSeq lists its product as uncharacterized. Gene Ontology annotation, molecular function: sphingomyelin phosphodiesterase activity; protein heterodimerization activity. Gene Ontology annotation, cellular component: cytoplasm; transcription factor TFIID complex. The coding region runs from base 1 to 3522 and encodes 1173 amino acids. Gene Ontology annotation, biological process: DNA-templated transcription initiation. The record is from RefSeq and is a predicted model, not a curated record. Lineage: Eukaryota; Fungi; Ascomycota; Dothideomycetes; Pleosporales; Pleosporaceae. The transcript is spliced from 4 exons.
AUGGAUUCACAACUCGGCCCGCCACCCUCGAGCAUACGCAUCCUGUCGCUCAAUUGCUGGGGUCUCAAGUUCAUCUCCAAGCUGCGCAACGAGCGCCUUACUGAAAUCGGAAACCAGAUCGCCGCCGCCAGUCCACAGCCAGACAUUGUCGGACUCCAGGAGUGCUGGACCCAGCAAGAUUACAAUGCCAUAAGGGAGAAGACACAACACAUAUUGCCUUAUGGCAAGUUCUACCACAGCGGAAUCUUCGGUGGUGGUUUAGUCAUUCUGUCACGAUGGCCUAUUCUCGAGAGCAACAUGGUGCGGUAUCCUUUGAACGGACGGCCUGCUGCUUUCUAUCGCGGCGAUUGGUUCGUGGGAAAGGGGGUCGCAUGUGCGAGGAUCCAGAUGGGGCCGUCAAAGAGAGAUAUCGCAGAGGUGUUUUGCACGCAUCUCCACGCCCCAUAUGAACGCGAACCACACGACUCCUACAUUUGCCAUCGAACAGCCCAAGCGUGGGAGAUCACAAAACUCAUGCGCGCCGCGGCUGAACGCGGACAUCUCGUCAUUGGCAUGGGCGACUUCAACAUGAUCCCCUUAUCCCUCGCGCACCGUAUCAUAGAGACGCAUUCACCUGUCCGAGACGUAUGGCGCAUUCUCCACCCCGAAUCCUCCAUCGGCGCGGCAAAAGACAAGGUCGAGCAGGUUCGCGGCGUACCAAUGCCAUCUGCGCAGUUCAACAUGACUGUCAAUGGAGCAACGUGCGACAGUGAGCUGAACUCCUGGCGGUGGAACAAAGGACAACAGAGACGUCUCAAUAAGGGUGAGAACGUGCAAAUAGAUCCUGCCGUUCCAGACCCCAAUGCGAAGCGACUUGACUACGUCUUCUUCAGCAGCGGGCGAUACCACCACCCAGAGACCAAGGAGGAGACAGCUGAGUGGGAGCUCAAGGAAGCUAACGUAGGCAUGGCGAUGCGUCAUCCUACGCUACACUGUUCCUUGAGCGAUCAUUUCUCCGUCGAAGCGACACUGACGAGGACUUCUACUGAUCCGUCAGCCAUACGGCUAUCCCCGUGGGCACUGCCUGAGAAAUAUUUGCCCAUCGAGGUCUAUGACGAGAUCAUGGCAACCAUACUCAAGUACCAGGUCCGAGAAAGGAUACAGCGCAAGCUGCGCAUAGGUCACUUCUUCUACCAGCUCUCAUUCUCCGUUGGCUGCCUAAUAGGUGUCUGGUGGUCACCCAAGAACUACGUUGCCUUUAUACUGAUGUUGUUGAGUACAUUGGGAUUUAGUGUUGGUGUCAUCGAUGGAUUGAUGGGGUUGUUGUUUGUUGGUAGCGAGAUCAGGGCACUCAAGGAAUUCGAGUGGGAAGUCCGGAAUACCAGAGAGCGGGCGCUCGCAAAGGGGCAAAUUUCAAAGGUUGAUUCUCAGAGCAGUGAGAUACCUAACUACGCGACAACACCAAGACCUCUUCCCGCAUCAAACCUCGCAUACGACUCGACCCCCCAACGCGCGGCUCCGAAGUCCGCAGCCCUCGCGAUGAGCGAAUCCCAGCCACAGCAGGCCAGCGGCGGCCAGCAGCAAGGCCAGCAGCUGCUACGCCCCGAUGACAUCCUCAAGCUACAAUGUCUUCCCGAAGACGAGAAGCAGAAGUACCGCUUGAUCAUGCAGAGCUCUUGGAACAUCUUCAACAACAACCCGCCGGGCAGCCAGGAGAACACCACGGCGCGUCAGAAGCUGACGGACUGGUCGCAAAAGUUCAUCGCGCGCGAACGCCAGUAUCGCGCAAAGAUGAAGGCACAGCAGCAACAGGGAAAUCAGAACCAAGCGCAAGCUGGACAGUCGAGUGCAGCCGGCCAGCAGAACCCCAAUGCGGUCAAGCAGGAAGGAGGCCAGGGUUCCAAUGGAGGAGCUGGUGGUACCGGCGCGCAACCCAACCAGCAGAACCAAGGACAACAGCCCAACCAAGGCCAGAACCCAGGACGCGGCCAGGUCGAUCCUGCUAUCGUCAAGCAUGUCCACGAGUUCCCCAUGCAGGGACCCACGAAUGGACCGGCGCCAGGCACACCCGAGUACGAGACCAAAAUCAAGGAGUACCGAUCUGGUUAUCUUAACAUGCUUGCCAAGCAAGCUUCCUUUAACGAGCAGAGACGGCGGCUUGUUCAUCAGCUUACCGAAAGGCAGAACAACGGGCAGGAACUACCCCAGGAACAGCUCAUGAUGAAGGCCAACAUCGAGAAGGAGUCUGCUAAGAUCAAGGCCCAGAUUGACAAGUUCCGUGCCAUGCAGAAGCAAUGGAAGGAUGAACGCGAGGGAAAUGCGCAGGGCCAGGCUCAGGCGCAACCUCAGAGCCAGAACACAGCGCAAUCGCCCCCACAGCAGCAACAGCAGCAGCAACCGCCGCAACAACAGCCCCAAGCGCCUCAGCGCCAGCCUUCACAACCUAACAUGCCCGCGCAGCCCCAAGUGAAAGAGGAGCCGCAAAUCAAGAUUGAGGGCGGACAGACACUACAACCACAACCACAACCCCAACAACAAUCGCAAACUCAACCCCAACCACAACCCCAGUUCAACAUGCAACAAAACCAGGGAAACCACCAGCAGGGCCCGCCGCAACAGCAGCAUAAUCAACAACACAACCAGCAGAUGCCGCCUUCACUUCCGCAGCAGCAGCAACAAAUGCAGCAAGGACAGCAGCAAGCUCGACCUCCACCAGGGCCUCACUCGCAGACGAUGCCUCCAGGUCAGAUGCCGCAAUUUGCGCAAGGACAGCAGCAACAGAACUUCCACCAGCAACAACAGCAGCGACCUCAGAUCAACCCCAUGCAAGCGAACGCGCACCAGCAGAGCAACUCACCACACCCUCAAUCCGCCGCCUCGAACGCGCCCGGCCCACCAAUCCCUCUCUCCCACAGCGCCGCCGUCAGCGCCGCGAACCGCUCCUACACCGACCCGCAACGCACAAACACACCUAUGCAGCAAGGCGGACAAGGCGGCAACUUUGGCAGUCGCGAGCGCGAGCAGCUUAAUAACCCGAAGAUGCCCAUUCCACGCCAUCUGAAUGUCACCUCACCACAAGCCGUCCACAUGGGCCAAUCCCGGCCUACUAUGAGUGGGCCAACCAACGGCGCGCCAGGACCCAUGGGCCAACCCGUCAUUCCACGUCCACCACCGUUCCAACUCGAAGGCGAAGGCGACCGAGUGCUCAGCAAGCGUAAGCUAGAUGAGCUCGUGAGGCAGGUAACCGGUGGAUCAGAAGAAGCCCUAACACCAGAAGUUGAAGAGGCCGUCCUCCAACUCGCCGACGACUUCGUCGACAACGUCAUCAGCAACGCGUGCAAGCUUAGCAAGCUGCGCGACUCGCCCCAACUCGACAUCCGCGAUAUCCAAGUCAUUCUCGAGCGCAACUACAAUAUCCGUAUUCCGGGUUAUGCGUCUGAUGAGGUGAGGACUGUGAGGAAGAUUGUGCCUGCGCAGGGCUGGGCGAACAAGAUGAGUGCGGUUAAUGCGGCGAAGGUUAUGGGUGGGAAGGCGGACUUUUAG